AUGGUGAAGCUACAAUUGGGGCAAACAUUAAUUCAAAGGGAUGGUCAGCGGGUUUAUGUUAUAGCUGAAAUUGGACAAAAUCAUCAGGGCAAUUUGGAAACUGCGAAACGUAUGAUAAUGGAAGCAUGGAAAAGUGGCUGUGAUUGCGUUAAAUUUCAAAAAUCCUGUCUGAGUGCAAAGUUUACAAAAUCUGCACUUCAACGCAAGUAUGAUGGACCCAAUUCUUGGGGCAAUACUUAUGGCGAGCACAAAACUUAUUUAGAAUUUUCUAUCGAACAAUAUAGAGAAAUUCAAGAGUUUUGCAAUACUCUAGGGAUUGAUUUCACGGCCUCAGCAAUGGACGAAGUUUCCCUCGAAGAGAUGAGCUCAAUGACAGUACCUUUUAUAAAAAUUGGUUCGGGAGAUGCUAACAACUUUCCACUUUUGAAAAAAGCUGCCAUGUUGAAAACUCCUCUUAUCAUCUCCACCGGAAUGCAAACCUUAGCGACUGUCGACCGUAUCGUUCAGAUUAUGGAAAAUGCUAAUAAGAAAAGCUUUGCCCUUAUGCACUGCGUAUCUUCAUAUCCAACCGAACCCCAAAAUUGUGAAUUGGUUAGAAUUCUGUGGUUGAAGGAGAAAUAUCCAAACAUAAUUAUCGGUUAUUCAGGUCACGAGAUGGGUAUAGAAAUAUCUAAAGCCGCUGUAUUGCUGGGGGCAAGAAUUUUAGAGAGACAUUUUACUUUGGAUUGUAAUCAGAAGGGCUCGGACCACAAAUGUUCACUGGAGCCACUACAAAUGAGAAAUCUGGUACUUGGAAUAAACAAUUUAAAACAUAUAAUGAGUUUGCAUACAUAUUUAAAAGUAUCAGAUAUAAUAUCCUUGCUAGGCGAGACUACCGAUAUUAAAAAUGCUUUAAAGGACUGUUUGCAUGAUAAAAGUAUAAUGCCCUGCGAAAUGAAUUGUCGCAAUAAACUAGGAAAAUCGUUGGUAGCUGCUAAAAAUUUAAAUAUAGGUGAAACCAUUGAUGCCAAUGAUUUAUGGGUUAAAGUAAGUGAACCGAACGGUAUUUCGGCUGAACAUAUAGAAGAGGUUAUUGGACGACAACUUUCAAAAUGUCUAAGUGUUGAUGAGCCGCUACAAUGGAAUUAUUUGCAUAAAGUAAUUUAA
Molecule: messenger RNA, 1146 nt
Organism: Musca vetustissima
Lineage: Eukaryota; Metazoa; Arthropoda; Insecta; Diptera; Muscidae
Gene: NANS
Product: sialic acid synthase
Exons: 3
Coding region: 1-1146 (381 amino acids)
Biological process (GO): carbohydrate biosynthetic process
Molecular function (GO): N-acylneuraminate-9-phosphate synthase activity
Source: RefSeq, a predicted model, not a curated record